CGACGACGACUUUUCGCAAACUGCACUCUCCAUUAGUCCACGUACACUCUCCUCUUCCGCAGAGCCUGACGCGAUCACCGGCUAUGAUGUCGUCGCUCAACGGCGCGCCGCUCGAUACCCACGCGCCCGGCCACGAGGACACCUCGAUCACCAAAAAUGGCUUCAAGAUCACGACGCGAAAGCUGCCUAUCCUCAAGGCCGGCCCAAUAGAGGAAAUGACCACCAAGCUGGGGAUUGCGCCGCCGGAAAUGAUAUUCGGCGACAAUUUCGUGCGCAUUGAACACGCAGCCAGCGGCUGGCGCAUCGAGUUCAACGCUUUCGAUGCACUUGAUCGCGUCGACAAGACUGGAGACUCGAUGCUGAAGGUGUCUUACUCCAAGGAGUGGCAGCAGAAUCGCCAAAAGCAAUUUGAGGACAUUAAGGAGGUUGUGAAGCCCUUCGACUGGUCCUACAGCACCGACUACAAGGGUUCGACUGCAGAAUCCCCCGCAUUCCAGUCGACCGAUACGCCGAUACCGCUGGCCCUGCUUAAGCGUCCCGACCCAAUUCAGUUCUUCGACGACGUCAUGCUCUACGAAGACGAGCUCGCAGACAACGGCAUCGCGAUGCUCUCGUGCAAGAUCCGUGUGAUGCCGGCGAGGCUACUGCUAUUGACCCGCUUCUUCAUGAGGCUGGACGAUGUCCUCUUCAGAAUCCGAGAUACACGGGUCUUCGUCGAGUUUGCGACGGGAGAAGUCAUCAGGGAGUACACCGCGCGGGAAGAAAAGUACGAAGUCGUCCGCAAGGUGCUCGCGGGAACGAAGGAAGACGUUCUCGCCCUCAUGAGAGAUCCAAACCGACUUGCGGAGUACAUCCCUGUCGUGGGGAAGACACUUGAGAAGGUGGUGUUGAAGUGAGGCAGAUGAGGCAAAUACUCAAGGAUCACAGCGUGCGAAGCCCCUUAACGGACACCAUACAGAGCUGGUGUGCUCGAAGGAGUCUUAGGGAAGGAGUGUACGGUUGCACCUUGACUUCCCCUAUUGAGCUCUGUGAAUAGACCCCUCGCCCUUCCUCCAACCGAAGUUGGCACCAUGCUCCCCGUAGAAGGGCAAUUGGCGAGAUGGCACUAUAUUCAGACCCUUCUUCUCCCUUCGGAAUAGAAGGAGGAGCCGCAGAGAUCGAGUUCGAAGAAUUCAAGGAAGCGCACCCUUGCUGCCCGAUCGAAGGUGCCCGCAGAAAGGAUUUGAUGGAACGGAAUGAGUGAAGGAUUAAAAAUAAGAUAUCAGGGUAUUCCUAGAGAAGCUACUAUCCUAAAGUUACGC
Trematosphaeria pertusa is the source of this 1301-nucleotide messenger RNA. Its product is annotated as TIP41-domain-containing protein. Gene Ontology annotation, cellular component: cytosol. The record is from RefSeq and is a predicted model, not a curated record. Gene Ontology annotation, biological process: TOR signaling. NCBI's taxonomy places the organism in Eukaryota, Fungi, Ascomycota, Dothideomycetes, Pleosporales, Trematosphaeriaceae. The transcript has 2 exons. The coding region runs from base 84 to 896 and encodes 270 amino acids.